AUGGAGUCAAAAGGGGUUAGCGAAGAGCAGGUUUACAAGGGGCGCCUCGGGCGCACCUCGAAGACGUCAGUGCUCAUCAGUAGCCACGCGGGGCCAGUGUUCCCCGCGAGUGUGUAUACCGGGGUCAACGUGACCGAAGAUCCCGAAUUGCGCGAGAAGCUCUUCGAUGGAGAGCUCAACCGCGUCCCGAGCCCCUUCUCCGAGCGCACCUACGAUCUGGCGAUCCCGGUGCGUUAUCACGACGAGGAGCUCCGGUUGUUCGUCCUGGUGAUCCCCGAGUCGCUGCGUCACGAGGAGUUCAAGCACCGCUCCGAGCUCCUGAACGAGAUGGCGCGCGAGCGCGAGGUCUUGCCCGACUACGUCAAGAACUUCCGCACGGUGUUCGACGCCGAGGCGCUCGCCACGCUCGAGCAAUCGCAGCUGGCCGCGCUCACAGCGCCCGCCGCCGAUGCUGGCGAGGAGGCUUCCGACGAGGCAGGCCCCAACGAAGUCACCGUCCUCUCGAAGAGCCCGCUCCCCGCGCCGCCCGCUGUGGACACCGCCGCGCUCGAGGAAGAGCGCGCCGAUAUCAAGCGCGAGCGCGAUCAUCUCGAGAAGAAGCGCGAGGAGCUCUCCCUGAAGGAGACGCAGCUCGGUGACGUGAGCGAGCGCCUCGAGCGCGAGCGCGAGCGCAUGGAAGAAGUCGAGAUGAACAUCGCCACCGAGCGCGAGGAGAUCGAUCGCGAUCGUCAACGCCUCAUCCUCGAGCGCGAAGAGAUCGAGCGCGAGCGUCAACAGCUCGAAGCGACUCGCCUCAACCUCGAGCAACGCGAGCUCGAGGCGGCUCAGGGCGGCGCCAUCGUCGCCGCAGAAGAGAAGACUCAGGUCGUCACCGACGAUCAGUUCAUCGAGGUCGUCGAGGAUGAUCCCGUCGAUCUCGUCCUCGAUGAGAAAGAGAUCCUGGAGGAGCACGACGUCGUCACGUCUGCGCCCUCGACGGGUCUGCUCUCCGAGACCGCGCUCCCCGCGGAUACGCCCGAUGAUGAAUUUGGUCCCGAUGACGCGACGCAUAUCACUCAGGUCCCUGGCCUGAACGCGGUGCAUGUCUCCUCUACCUUCGACGAGACGUACGCCAGCGGACAGGACUACUACACGCGCGUCGUCGACGGUUAUGUCGUCGCCGCGUGGCGCACAGGCAAGAAGGCCGUCGACCGCGUCCUCGAUAAUGAUCCGAAGCUGUUCAUCCAGUACGCCGUGAUCGAGGAGUGUCCGCUGGCGACGAUCCUGCUCGCGAGCCUCGAUGAUGGCCACAAGCUGUCCGAGUCCUUUGGCUGGCCGCUCGAUGUCACCCACGAUAACGAUCGCGCCGUGAUCGAUGCGCUGAUGGCCGAGUCCGCCGUGCGCUUCGCGUUCUAUGAUCGCAAGGGGAAGCUCAUCCGAAGCUACGACGCCAAGGCUGACCUCGAGGCGAACGUGCGCUGGAUCAAGGAGAAGGCGGAUGACUUCCUGGCAGACGCCAGCGGCGCCGCGGGUGUCUUUGGCACCGCCACCGAGGUCUUCUUCUCGGAUGAUUACGAGCGCCUCGGCUCGAUGCGACACAACUUCUACAAGAGCAGCUUCGAAGACCUGCGCGCGCCGAGCGAGAUAAAGCUCGCCGCAGGCAUCGUCGGAUACUGGUCGAGCGGUGAUGUGUUCGAUUACCUGAUCGGCAAUCGCUCCUUCCCUUUGUGCCUGAAACCCAAUGACCUCGAUCCGAUCGAGCAGUGGGAGAACUGGGACGCCUUGCUCGAGUUCGCUGACGAGUCCGGCGUGCAACCUGACCCGGACGUCGUCGAGCUCGCGCAAGCCGCGCUGCGCCGCGCGCAGGAGUUCCAGCAGCAGGAAGAGGAGCUCCCCGGCGAGCGCACGCAGAUCACGCAGAUCCCCACCGAGGCCAAGGCAAAGGGAGGGGAAGGCGAUGAGAAACUGCCUGCCAAUAUGCCAAAGCUCCCCGGUCCCCCCGCGUUCAACCUCUCGGAUGAGAACGAUGGCCUCGUCGUCGCGCGUCGCAGCGAGACCACGGGCGUGACCUACUUCUUGCCCGACGAUGAUGUGCUCGAUUCCUUCGAUGAUAUGAGCACGAUGAGCAAGGAUGAUCUGUUGCUCCUGCUCGAGGAUGCCAACGGCAGGCUCGAGGCGGCGCAGAUGUUGAUCGAGCGCUUCGGCGCGCCGGUCGUCUCGAGGGUGCUCGAGGGCUCCGAGGAGAUGAUGGCUGGCGAGGUCGCUUCGCUGGCAAAGUUCCUCGAGACGCGCGCCGAUGGUCUGGAAGGAGAGCUCGUGCGCUGCAUCGAGUCGGGCGGCCCGAGCGCGACGUAUAUCGCCUCGCACGCGCUGGUUCAGGUCAAGAGCACGAGCGCCAUCCCGACCUUGCUCGACGCGCUGCGCGAUCCAAAGCGCCAGGGCAACCUCGAGGUUCUCGCCACGACGCUCGCUGGUUAUGGCGACAAGCUCGUGCCCGCGCUCACGCGCACGAUCAAGAGCAAGGGGCACGACGACGCGGUCGUCGCGUUGCUCAGGCGCCUCGGUCAGCGAGACGAGGAGUUGCUCAAUAACCUCGCCAAGGAUCGCAAUCGUCGCAUCCGCGAAGCGGCAAAAGCCGCGCGCAGUUGA
This is a messenger RNA of Ostreobium quekettii, 2628 nucleotides long. The record is from the annotation of a GenBank genome assembly. NCBI's taxonomy places the organism in Eukaryota, Viridiplantae, Chlorophyta, Ulvophyceae, Bryopsidales, Ostreobiaceae.